Gastrolobium bilobum is the source of this 1075-nucleotide messenger RNA. Its product is annotated as WRKY transcription factor WRKY71-like. Gene Ontology annotation, molecular function: sequence-specific DNA binding; DNA-binding transcription factor activity. The record is from RefSeq and is a predicted model, not a curated record. Lineage: Eukaryota; Viridiplantae; Streptophyta; Magnoliopsida; Fabales; Fabaceae. Gene Ontology annotation, biological process: regulation of DNA-templated transcription. The transcript has 4 exons. The coding region runs from base 62 to 700 and encodes 212 amino acids.
AUAGAUUAUUCUAGUUGUGAUGAUAUAUUGAAGUUCAUUCGACUUAAACCAAGCUGCCACAAUGGAUGAAAAGGUGGAAACUCUUCAAGCGGAGCUGCAACAUGCGAAGGAGGAGAAUCAUACUCUAAGACUCAUGCUGGAAAUUCUGAGCAGCAAAUACGAAAUGCUUCAGUCCCAUUUUCAAGAAAUCAAUAAUGCAGAGCAGGGGAGCAUAAACUCAAAUCAGUGGGAACGACCCGAGUUUCCCAAAGCACAAAAGCCAUCACAAAUAUUUGUCAGAACCCACCCCAAGGACAAUAGUUUGAUGGUAAUUGAUGGCUAUCAGUGGAGGAAGUAUGGACAGAAGGUCACCAAAGACAAUUCUUCGCCUAGAGCUUACUUCAAAUGCUCCAUGGCUCCCAGCUGCCCAGUCAAAAAAAAGGUGCAAAGAAGCAUACAUGAUAGGUCUAUACUUGUGGCAACUUAUGAAGGAGGGCACAACCAUGCUGUUCUUCAUGACUUACUCAGGCCAUCAUCAUCGUCCUCACACAAAUGUUCAAUGAUGGCGAAUGAUUUACCUAUGUCAAUCCUACCUAACCACAAAGAUAAGAUGAACAUUGACCUUGCUCUUUGUGGUUGGGCUCAAACAGAUACAAGACUAUGUGAAGAUCUUAAGCAACGGAGCGACCACGACAUCAACAGCAAAAAUGAAGAAUAUUAAGUUCUAUAAUCAAAGAUCCUGAGUUCACCGUACCAUUAACUGAAGCAGUUGUCCGCUCCAUCAAUGAACAACGUAACCAACAGGGUCUCAACCUGAAUUUGAGUCUUUUAGAACCCCAAGUGUGAAGUGAAGUGAAGUGAAUGCGUUUGUCCGCAACCCCACCACUCCGAAACAAAUAUAUGUAUCUGAAGAGACCGUAGUACUAUAAUUGAUACACCAUGAAGGCAACUUGUGUGCAAAUUGCUUUGCUAAAAAUGUGUUAAAUCAGGAGCUUGUAUGUUCCAUAAUAUGCCACAGGGGAUCUUAAUUUUUUUCACUUUAGAUAAUGUCAGGGACUCGGGGGAGCUAGAACUUGAGUUUCUAACUUGUUUUGUU